Colletotrichum abscissum is the source of this 2592-nucleotide messenger RNA. RefSeq lists its product as uncharacterized. Gene Ontology annotation, molecular function: DNA binding; zinc ion binding. The transcript has 4 exons. The record is from RefSeq and is a predicted model, not a curated record. Lineage: Eukaryota; Fungi; Ascomycota; Sordariomycetes; Glomerellales; Glomerellaceae. Gene Ontology annotation, biological process: DNA-templated transcription. Bases 1 to 2592 code for a protein of 863 amino acids.
AUGGUCAGGAAGAAUCUCACCCUCGACUGGAUGAUGAGCUUCCAGCGUUUCAACGCGGCGAAAGGUAUUACUCUCGAAGAAUUGGUUCCUUGGAGCACGGAUUCGAACCUUGACAGAAAUGCAAGUACUUGCGUCCAGGGCAUUGAAUCAAAUCACGAGACUGAGAAUGAUGCGGGCAUAGAGUUGGAUACAAGCCUCCAGGACUGCGAUACGGCGCCAUGGGAGGAGCCGACUGUUAAUGUAUGCCACGCCCAAAUUCAUCAACCAGUCGUAGCCCAAAAUAUCGCUCCGAGCAAUGAUUCCAUUGGACGAUCUCAGAUGAUGGUCACCUCACAAGCAGACAUUCGCUCCAUUGCUGGAAACAGUACCUCUAGCCCGGGAGGGUCGAACUUGGUCACAAAUCUGGAUGAAUCCUUGCUGAAUCAUCAAGAUCAGAUGUCAGCGUUCAUUACAUACAUGCGUGAUGGAUCAACCGCCACAGAAACUUCGGCCUUUGAUAGAAGCCAUGAUACGACCAGCCACAGACAGCUCUAUGUUAAUGGCCGUGGGUUUCGCCAGUCGCAGGCCGACAGGGGCUUUCAAGAAAGACAUGCUACCGUUCUGCGACGUGGUUUAACCGAGCAUGACUCUCAUCCUGGUGCUUCAUGGUCAACGGUGCUUCUGGAGGAAAUCAAUCGAGCAAAAAGUCAGCAAAAAAGUUCUCGCUUCACUAUUCCAGAUUCCGUGUAUCGGGAGAUUCAAACGAGGCUGCUAUCAGGAGCCGGAAGACCUUUGCUACCUGAGAGGUUUGCUGCAGAUUUGGAUGUUCUUUUGGGCCGAGACACAUUUGAGUAUCUUAUUGCGCAGUACUUUGAACAUUUCCAUCACUUGCACCCAUUCGUCGACAACUCCCUUCUCAGCAUUCCCGUUUGGGGUUGGAGUUUGUGCAUUGGGGUUGCAGCCAUUGGGUCCCGUUAUCUGAGUCUCACAGAAUUGACCGACUUCGGCGAGCAACUCUGUGGCGCUUUACACGACCUACUGAUACGUGAGCUAGAUUUUGGUCGCGUACAAGACUGUCUUCCUUACAUCCAGGCCCGAACGCUCGCUGUCGUGGGCAUGUGCCAAAGCCAUAAUAACUCGCUGGUCAAAUGUGGCUAUAGCGCCAUAUCUCUCGUAUACAAUUCCUGUCUUCAACUACAGCUCCUUGAAGAGGAUGACAAGAUCGGGCACUAUCUCGAAGGCCAGAGCGUGGAGCAAGUGUGGCUGGCAUGGCGCUUUCGUGAAACAAGACGUCGAAGCGGACUUUUCAUAUGGCUUCUAGAUGCUUGGCUUUCGUUAGCUGCGAACCGUCCUCCAAGUAUACCGUCUGGCAAACUGGCGCUCAAAAUGCCUAGCGCAGAAGGUUUGUGGGACGCGGACUCCGCUCAAAGCUGGUUCAAAGCACUCGCGUCUCAUACGACCACGAGGAGUGGAGUGGACGCAAUUCUGUCGGAGGAGUCUCUCAGACCAAGCGUGCGAGAUUCAUUCGGCAAGCUCUGGAGCAGCCAGAACUCUCCGCAACCUGAGAAUCAACUAGGCGUCGUUAUCAUAAUACAUAUGCUACUUAGGCGGAAAUGGGAUAUAGGACAGUAUUUCGGUGAAGCAGUACACCUCAAUAUUACCUACAGUCACAGAAUAGGCGGAAGAGAGGCGCAGCAGCAACAAUACCUAGGAUCCAUACCCGAGUACGCUGAGUGGAGGGACUACACCUGCGACUGUCUGGACCUUCUUCAUUGGGACGCUGUUGGCUUCAUAGCACAGCAGUCCAUGUUUGAGAGUCCAUCAAUCCUACAUCUGCACCUUUCCCGCUUACUCAUACUGGCACCUGUCGAGGCCCUCCUGCGGUGCGCUCAGACAAACGCAACUAGUGCUUCCAUCGACAGCCUACCCCAUUCGAUAUACGCAUCAUCAGAAGAUCGGACUACAUGGCAUACUACGAUUCUCUCCUGGGUUCGAGAGGACAGGCACAAAGCCCGCCUAGUUGUCAUCCACGCUGGUGCCAUCCUAUGGCACGUCAGGCGAUUCUCCUCACACCCCAUCAUCGAACCAUUCGCAGUCUUUCUGGCAGCGUUGACCCUCUGGGCUUUCGGAAAGUUCGGUCCCCGACGUGAACACACUUGCUCCAGCUUGACCUGCAGUCAACACACGGAGCGAUUUCCCUCCGACGAGACUCCUUCGACUACCGGCCCAUCCCCUUGCACAGGUUCAUCUGACACAUCGUCACCGGCGUCUGGCAACUCCAGCAUAAACACGAAUCCUUCACAAAAGCGUCGUUCUGCAUCCACACGCUGCGAAGUAUCCUUGACAAAGCGUCGCAUGCCACGCAUGCUACAGCUUGAUCGCCCUCUGGACGAUGAGUUUGUGCAAUAUUUCAUCCGAUAUGGCGGUAAUACUCAGCUCUUUCUCGAAGGCGUUGAUGAUUUGUGCUCCGAGGAGGGUCCCGCCCAGAUUCUAGAAGAGGCAUCAAGGAUCUUGAAUGAGCAGCCCAUGUUCUGGACCAUAUCAGCGGGUUAUGCGGCUCAACUGGAUGUGAUCUCAGUCAACACUAAAUGUACUACUACCGAAGAAUCGUAA